AUGCCAGCGACCAGCAGCGCAGUCGCGGCCAAUGCUGCCGACGAGUCGACGCCGCUCUUGAGGGACGCGCCCGGGGUCAACGGUAUCUCGGAAGCCGGCCCUUCCUCCGCCGGCGACGUUGAAGGUGCCGGAGAUGGCGAGGCGGCUGCUGAGCCAGAGGGCAUACCCGACGUAGCUGCGCGGAUGCAUCUUCUCUUACCCGCUAUCGGCAUUGGUAUCUUCCUUUGCGCCAUGGACCAGAUGUUGACGGUAGCCAGCUACGCCAAGAUCGGAAGCGACCUCAACGCCCUGAAUAGCACCAGCUGGGUGGCCACAGCCUACUUCCUCACCCUCACGAGCUUCCAGCCCCUCUACGGCAAGCUCAGCGACAUCUUUGGCCGCAAAGAGUGCCUCCUCUUCUCCUACACCGUCUUCGCCCUCGGCUGCCUCGGGUGCGGCCUCGCCCGCGACAUGACGCAGCUCUGCGUAUCCCGCGCCGUCGCCGGCAUCGGCGGCGGCGGCAUGAACAGCGUCGUGUCCAUCCUCAUCUCCGACAUCGUGCCCCUGCGCGACCGCGGCGUGUGGCAGGGCUACCUCAACAUCAUCUUCGCCGCCGGCACCUCCACCGGCGCGCCCCUCGGCGGCUUCCUCGCCGACUCCAUCGGCUGGCGCUGGUCCUUCCUCGGCCAGGUGCCCCUCUGCGUCCUCGCCUUCGCCUCCGUCUCCCUUUUUCUCCACCUGCCCCGCAAGGACCACGCCCACUGGCGCGAAAAGUCGCCCGCGUCGACUUCCUCGGCGCCGCCCUCCUCGUCUCCGCCGUCACCGCCCUGCUCGCCGGCCUCGACGCCGGCUCCAACCGCGGCUGGCCGUCCAGGGCCUCUCCACCACCGACUCCGGUACCCUCCUCGUCCCCUGCAUGAUUUUCGGCGUCGCCGCGUCCCUCGGCGGCGGCUACAUCAUCCGCCACACCGGCCGGUACUACUGGGUCACCGUCGCCGGCUACACCAUCCUCUUUCUCUCUGCGCCCCGCUCAUGGCCGCCAUCUACGCCCGCUCCACCCCGGGCGUUGUCCUCGGCCUCGCCAUGACCGCCCUCGGCGCCGGCUGCGGCAUCACCACCACCCUCGUCGCCCUCCUCUCCAACGCUCUUCCCGAGGACACCGCCGUCGUCGUCGCCUGCUCCUACCUCUUCCGUUCCCUCGGCUCCAGCAUCGGCAUCAGCGUCUCCUCCGCCGUCCUGCAAAACGUCCUCCGCACCGAGCUCCGCACCCGCCUUGGCGACGGCGACGCCGCUCGCCAGAUCGAGGAGAGCGUGCGCAAGGAUCUCCGCGCCAUUGCUGAUCUGCCCGCGGCCGUUGCCGCCGACGUGAGAGAGAGCUAUAGGUUGGCUGUUGGCGCUGCUAUGGGGCCUACCAUCAUUGUCCUGGCCUUUGCUGUGGUGGCUACCUUUUUCAUUCGGGAAAAGAGCAUGAGGAAGUAG
Messenger RNA from Parascedosporium putredinis, 1458 nucleotides. The record is from the annotation of a GenBank genome assembly. NCBI's taxonomy places the organism in Eukaryota, Fungi, Ascomycota, Sordariomycetes, Microascales, Microascaceae.